This is a messenger RNA of Aspergillus sclerotioniger CBS 115572, 2650 nucleotides long. RefSeq lists its product as uncharacterized. NCBI's taxonomy places the organism in Eukaryota, Fungi, Ascomycota, Eurotiomycetes, Eurotiales, Aspergillaceae. Bases 101 to 2650 code for a protein of 849 amino acids. The record is from RefSeq and is a predicted model, not a curated record. Gene Ontology annotation, molecular function: zinc ion binding; DNA-binding transcription factor activity, RNA polymerase II-specific; sequence-specific DNA binding. The transcript has 8 exons. Gene Ontology annotation, biological process: DNA-templated transcription; positive regulation of transcription by RNA polymerase II.
CUCACUAUAUUCUCGCCAAUUAUUGUCUUUCACGCUUAUUCCUUUACUAUUUGGUUCGCAUCGCCUCUCUAAUCCAACACACCAAACCCUCCUACCCAAAAUGACUCUAGUCCACAUCGUUCUCUUCAAAUUCCGCCCCGAAGUAACAGAAGAGCACAAACAACGCUUCGUCACCGAACUCAAAAAGCUCAAGGCCCUACCAUGUGUGAAAUCCGGGCGUCUGCUUGUCGGAGGUCCCAGUGUCACCGAUCCCAUUGACCGCAGCAAGGGGUUCCAAAUAGCAUUGGUCAGCUAUCAUGAGAACAUUGCUGCGUUGACUGAGUAUCAGGCUAGUCAGGAACAUCAUCAUGUGACUUCGACGUAUAUGUUCCCUUAUAAGGAGGAUUUGGUACGCUUUGAUUUUGAGGUUGAUGAGGAGGAUGAGUAUAUGUGUGAAUUUCCUGUGUUGGGAUCACGGGGUGUGUCCGUACGAGCGGAGAUCCCCGCCUCCAUCUUUUCUCCUUCUUCCAACCCCUUCCCCACACAACGAACGCCGAAGCAAUCUCGCCAAUCAGCACCGAUGAUCUUACUGGUCGAUAUCACGUGGCAAUCACCACACAAGAUCGUCAUACAGCACCCGUUAUCGCAAUGCGAUGGAAACGAACCGUCAUGCAGCUCUUGCCUCAAAGCAGGGGCUCAUUGUGUCAACGAUGGAAGACAGGAAGUUCCUCGGAGGUAUAUCUCUAACAUGGAGAACCGGAUCCGAUGGCUAGAGUCUAUAGUAAAGGAAAAUUGCGCCCAUAUCGACCUUGGCCGCGAAGGACAAAUAGAUCCAUCCGAGGAGACAGUACAAAACGACAUUAUGGAUACAUCUACACAGUAUCAUCUCGGUGACCUCACCGCCGCUGACUCACAGCAAAUAAUUCCUGGGGAGCCAAGGUUCGAUGAGCAGAGACAGUCUGGCAUUGUGGAAAACGCGCCAAAUGCAUUACCUGAACAUCAAGGUCUGGAUCAGGCACGUGCAGCUAGCAACCAACACCAGCAAGCACAUGAGAUCGGCCUUGUGUCGUUGUCUUCUGGAGGGGGUCCUCGAUAUAUCGGACCGUCCAGCGGGUAUUUCUUCGCGAACCGCAUAUUCUCAAGUGCCGGGCGCCGCCGUAAAUCGAGAGGAGCAAAAAGAGCUACAGCGGAUUCUGCCCACCUUUCGGCCGAGCUGCUGAAUAGCCUCACUCUGCUGCCUGCGCGGAAGGAAAGUGCCAUAGAGCUUUCAACAAAGUACUUUCGAACAGUGCAUCUUACGUACCCGUUCCUGCAUGAGCCAACUCAUAUGUCUGUUAUUGACAGAGUGUAUGCAUCUCAGGAAGCGAACCCCUUGGAUCUCUUCCAGGUGUAUAUGGUUCUUUCGAUUGCUGCUUUGGCUCUUUCACGCGAAUGCAAGGUGCAUCUUCCCGUGGAAGGUUACUAUGCAUCUGCAAUGAAGUAUGUGGAGCAUGUGUGCACAGAUGGCUCAAUGACGGCAUUGCAAUGCGUAUUGCUUCUUAUGGUAUAUGCUUUGCAUAACCCUUCAUCUGACGUCAACAUUUGGAAUCUGAACUACCAAUGCCUUGCUAGUGUGAUUGAUCUUGGCCUGCAGCGUGAUGUCCGAGCAUCCUCAUCGCUCCGGAUAUCUGUCUUUGAACAGGAGAUGAGGACGCGAGUUUUCUGGGUAGUGUAUACGUUUGACCGGGCUAUAUGCACGAUGAUGGGCCGGCCGAUCGGGAUCAGAGAUGAAGCGUGUGAGAUGAGGUUCCCCCUUGAUAUACCGGAUUAUAAUUUGGUCAACCCAGAUAUUAGCCAGCAUGCACCUGAAUCAAGAUCCCACAUGGCGAACGCGAUCCAUCUGUUCAAGUUGGCCAAGGUCAACUCAGAGAUCAAAUACGUCAUGCACAGCAUUCAACGUGACGUACCUGCAUACGCUUACCCCCCAGUGAGGGACAUAUUUGCAUGGCAGCAGGAUAUUGUGAACUAUCUCCACGACUGGCUAUCUGAAAUCCCACAACCGACGGGCAAUACGGAAGACACAAUGUCCAAGGUCUGUAAGAUAAAGUACCACGAAACAAUGAUAUUGCUACUACGACCCAGCCCGGCAAUUCCAAGUCCAGCAGAUGAAAUACUGGACCUUUGCUUUCACCAGGCCGUUGAUCUCCUCCAAGGAUUUGGCGAGCUCUACAAAGUCGGCAGUUUACUUUACAGCCGAUUACUUGUGCAUUCAGUAUUCCUCGGUGCAUUGGUGCUGCUCUACUGUAUCUGGAAACUGCCUCGAACCACUGCCAAGGUCCGAGUGGAUGAGCUAGUGUCGAAUCUCACGGUGGCACAGAAUAUACUCAGUAGCAUCGGAGAACACUGGACCGAGGCUACUCGAGCGCGUGAUUGCAUUGACGAAUUGUCCAGUGUGACGAUCCAACGGCUCCUGAACCAUCAUCCUGGCCAGAGCCACGCUAUUUCUGAGGGAAACGAAGGCUCAAAUGAAAUUCCCAUGACGUUGGUCGCUUCCGAAGAAAAUCUUCAGAAUGUCGAUUCCUAUCAGUUCAAUCUAUUCGAUGAUUUGUUGCAAGGAGAUUUCCAGAGCUGGAGCGGAAUGUCCGACAUUGACGGGCUGAUGUGGGAAAUUUUCAACAACUCCCCACAGUGA